AUGGUCAACAUUUACAUUUUCGGAGAUCAAACUGUCCGUGUGGACGACGCCGUGCACAAACUAUUACAUGUGAAGAAUAACCCAAUAUUGAAGUCCUUUCUCGAUGGGUCCUUUGCUGCUAUAAGGAAGCAGAUUUUCCUAUUACCGGCAAAUGAGCGAACCUCAUUGCCGGACGCACACACACUCCCCCUUCUGCUAGAAGCUGUCAGACGCGGACGGCGCCAUGUUGCUCUGGAAAGUGCACUAGUCUGCCUCUGCGAGAUAGGACAAUACAUUGCACUCCUGCAGACUACGGAUCUUUGCCAUCCACCAACCGGCUCCAUCCUAGUUGGAUUUUGCACCGGAUCUCUGGCAGCCGCUGCGGUUUCCUGCGUACGAACCAGUAUCGACCUGCUCACCCUUGGUAUUGAGGCCGUGGUAGUUGCAUUUCGGGUGGGCAUGCAUGUAGCUCGGCGGGCUAAUGCAUUGGGCGGAGACGGCGGUUCGCAGUGGAAACCCUGGUCACUCGCCGUAACAGAUGGGUCCGAAUCAGAGACUGAAAAGAUACUUGAGGAAUUUACAAGGGAUGAGGUAAGUGGUGUACAUGUCGCCAAUCGGCAUGAUGCUUAUAUACUCGCAAAGGGUCUCCCGGCAAUUAUGAAGCCGUACGUCAGCGCCGCUGGAAGCAAUACACUUACUAUCAGCGGUACGCCAAGGGUGCUUGAAGCAUUAAAGGCUUCCCCACACCUUCGAGGUACAAAAUCAUUGCCAGUUUCAAUAUAUGCACCAUAUCACGCGGCACACCUAUACAACGAGGCCGACGUUGAAAGUAUCUUCGCCUGCAAACCAGUUGAAAGUGCUCUGUUUCAUAGGGAAUUGAGGACGCCCCUCAUAUCAUGCGCCACUGGUACCGUUUUGAAAGAGAAGACAUUUGGUGACUUGCUUCGAGCACUGGUCAUGGAGAUCUUGACCUGCCAGAUCCGAUUCGACAAGGUUGAGGAGAGUAUUGUUCAGCAUACCCCCGGUGCCACUGCUCAACUCAUCCCUAUUCACACAAACAUUGCACCCAGGAUGAAAACAUCAUUAACACAAGUCGGCCUUCAGGUGGAGUGCUUCAAAGCGAUAGCAAACCAAGAACCGGCGGCGGAGGCUUUAUCAGAGUCUCCAAGCAAUGAUUCGUCUAAGAUUGCCAUCAUUGGCUUUAGUGGUCGCUUUCCGGAGGCAGACGGUCUAAAUGAAUUCUGGGAAUUAUUGCAGCAAGGGCUGGAUGUCCAUAAGCCUAUUCCCGCCGACAGAUUCGACCUCGAAGCUCAUUACGAUGCUACACUUCGUGAGAAGAACACUAGUCGCAUCAAACAUGGUUGUUGGAUACGGAGUCCUGGCUCAUUUGACGCGCGUUUCUUCCAGAUGUCUCCACGCGAGGCAUGUCAGACGGAUCCUGCCCAGCGCCUGGCUCUGCUCACAGCAUACGAAGCUAUGGAAAUGGCUGGGUUUGUCCCGGAUCGAACACCGUCAAGCCAGCGGGAUCGCGUGGGCGUAUACUAUGGAAUGACGAGCGAUGACUGGCGCGAAGUGAACAGUAGCCAAGAUAUUGAUACCUAUUUCAUCCCAGGAGGGAUCCGGGCCUUUGUACCCGGUCGCAUCAAUUACUUCUUUAAAUUCAGUGGACCGAGUAUCACAGUGGAUACAGCUUGCUCAUCGAGCCUAGCAGCUAUUCAUACUGCCUGCAACGCUCUACUCAACAGUGAUUGUGAUACUGCCUUGGCCGGUGGUACAAAUAUUUUAACGAACCCCGACAACUUCGCUGGACUGGACCGGGGGCAUUUUCUCUCCUCGACUGGGAAUUGCAAAACCUUUGAUGACGAUGCAGACGGAUAUUGCCGGGCAGAUGGCGUUGGCACCGUCAUUCUCAAGCGCCUACAGGAUGCAAUAGCCGAUAACGAUCCUAUAUUUGGCGUGAUAGUGGGAGCACGAACUUCCCAUUCGGCAGAAGCAGUCUCAAUAACUCGUCCCUUGGCCGAUGCGCAGGCACAUCUAUUCAGAAAAUUACUGGCAGAAUCUGGAAUUCAUCCCCACGAGAUCAGCUAUAUCGAAAUGCACGGUACAGGAACACAGGCGGGCGACGCAGUUGAGAUGAAAUCAGUGCUUGACAGCUUCGCCCGGGAUGAUAGCCGAGCCCCUGAUAGGCCGUUGCAUUUAGGGUCUGUCAAGGCGAAUGUCGGUCAUGGUGAAUCGGCAUCAGGUGUGACAGCAUUGAUUAAGGUACUGUUGAUGAUGCAGAAGAACCGAAUUCCGCCUCACUGCGGCAUCAAAGGGAGAAUAAACCGUCACUUCCCUACAGAUAUGGAGUAUCGCAAUGUGCAUAUUCCGUUCAUGGAAACUGAUUGGACACGCCCACAAGAAGGAAAGCGCCGCUCAUUCAUUAAUAACUUCUCUGCAGCUGGAGGUAAUACGGCUGUGUUGGUUGAAGAUGCGCCGUUAUUAGAGCAGUCCAGGGCUAUAUCUUCGCCGGACCCACAAAGAUACCAUGUUAUAACCCUCUCUGCUCGGUCGGUGAGAAGUCUGUCAAAGAACAUGCGUGCUCUGGGCGAGUUCAUCGGGUCAGAAACCUCUCCAGGGCUCUUAGCACGCAUUGCUUAUACAACUACCGCUAGGCGCAUGCAUCACUCCUACCGAGUAGCCUUCGUAGGAAAUGACCUACAGGAGGUUAAACGAAGGUUUCUCGACACAGAUGUGACAGAGGCUAUCAAGCCUUGUCCGACCAAGUCGCCCGGCGUUGGCUUUCUAUUCACCGGUCAGGGGGCACAGCAAACGGCUAUGGCGCGGGAACUAUACGAUAGAUUCACCUCCUUUCGGGCGGACAUACUUGAGUUUGAAGCUGUCGGUCGCGGGCAUGGGUUCCCCUCAAUACUUCCUCUGAUUACAGGAGCGGUUGAUGUUGAGGAGUUGUCCCCUAUGAUAGUACAACUUGGUACCGUGGUGAUCCAGAUAGCAAUGGCACGAUUAUGGCAGACCUGGGGCCUGACUCCAGAAUAUGCACUCGGGCACAGUCUUGGUGAAUAUGCCGCCCUACAGAUAGCAGGAGUUCUCAGCAUCAGCGACACAAUCUACCUAGCUGGGUCGCGAGCUGCCUUACUAGAGAAAAGAUGCACAGCCGGAUCACAUGGUAUGUUGGCAGUCAAAGCGUCGGUCGCUCACCUAGAGGAGGCUCUCAAAGGUAUGCAGGUAGAGGUGUCGUGCAUAAAUGGGUUUGAUGAUACCGUUCUCAGUGGUACAAAUGAUGAGAUUGACCGAGCCUCCAAGGAGUUAUCGGAACUUAAAGUGACAUUCAAGAGACUCAUUUUGCCAUUCGCAUUUCACUCAUCACAGGUCGACCCGAUUUUGGAAGAGUUGGAACAUAUUGCCAGCCAAUUGUCAUUCCAACCACCAAGGAUUCCAAUCGUAUCACCCACUGUGGGUCAUAUAAUUACAGACGAAGGAACUAUUGGAGCUCAGUACAUCCGCCGACAUUGUCGCGAGCCUGUAAACUUUCUGGGUGCCAUACAGGCAGCUCAGGGUUCAGGGAUAUGUAACUCUGGGGCGUUGGCAGUUGAGAUUGGUGCACAUCCCAUACUCACACGUAUGAUGAAGGCUGCGGUCGGUUCAAGUGUUACGGUGUGUUCAACGCUAUCCCAUCGAGAGGAUAUGUUCAAGACCCUCACAGAAUCAUUGUCCGUAUUGCACCUGGCAGGAGUGCGGCUAAACUGGGACGAGUACCACCGGGACUUCAACAAUCAGGUUGUCAUGCUCCCGGCAUAUAGCUGGGAUUAUCAGGACUACUGGAUUCAGUACCAGAAUAACUUUUGCCUAACCAAGGGGUCUCCGGAAAGAUCUGAGAGUGUUGAUGCUAUUCAACCCAUGUCUACUCGGCUGAGUCCUUCCGUCCAGAAGAUUCUAGAAGAGGAGAUGACUGCCGCACAGGCAAGUAUUAUUAUAGAAUCUGAUAUCACUGACCCGGAGCUACUGCCAGUAGCGCUGGAUCAUAAGGUCAACGGUGUGACGCUUUGCCCAUCAUCUUUAUAUGCAGAUAUUGGCCACACAUUAGGUACAUAUCUGUUAGGCAAAAAAGAGGAUGUAACGGAUUACAAAAUAGACGUCUCCAACAUGGCUGUGGAAAAAGCUCUAGUCGUCAAAGGGACUGGGCCACAGCUGUUCCGUGCGUCUCUUGACAUGGACUGGAACAUGCUCCGUGGGAUGAUGAAGGUGUACAGCGUUAACAACAUGGGGACUCUCACCACACAUCAUGCACAGUGUACCAUAGAGCUCCAGAGACCGCAUCAAUGGCAGGAGGGCUGGAACCGCCAGUUGUACCUAAUACAACGCAGCAUUGAACAGUUGAAGAAGGGUGUUGAGGAAGGAUGGACACACAAGAUGCGCCGAGGUGUGGCGUACAGACUCUUCUCGUCGAUGAUGCAAUACGGCCCCUCGUAUCAAGCCAUGGAGGAAGUCAUAUUCGAUAGUUCUGGGUUGGAAGCCACCGCCCAGGUGCGUUUACAGUCGACCACAGGUAGGUAUUCAUUUAAUCCUGUCUGGUCUGACAGCCUCGGUCAUAUAACCGGCUUUGUCACGAAUUGUAACGAUUCUAUUGAUCUAACGGAGAACUUAUUUGUGAACCACGGUUGGGGGUUCAUGCGCUGUGUUGAGCCUUUCUCCCCGGACACGGUUUACCAAACUCACGUCAAAAUGCAACCCGUCGAUGGGAACAAUGGCUUUUAUGUGGGAGAUGUUUAUGUUCUCAACGAUCACCGCAUAAUUGCUCAAUAUGGAGCAGUCACCUUUCAGAAAGUGGCUCGACGGGUCCUGGAAAUGUUGUUGCCUGCCACCACAUCCAAAGGGAGAUCUUCAAACAUAAGACCAAGAAAUGUUGGUACUGCCCAGUCUGCCAAAAUUGUCCAGAGUAAGAGACGAACCCAGACUCCUCAUGUUGAGGAUGCAUGGCAGCAAGUAUUGGAAAUGAUUGCCCGCGAGCUUGGGGUCGAUCCUGGACAGCUCACUGAGGAUGUGAACUUUACUGACAUGGGAGUUGAUUCGCUCAUGUCCUUGACCAUUAUCGGCAAUUUCCGGGAGUUUCUAAGCCUAGACGUACCAUGGUCGCUCUUUGAAGACUGUCCGUCUGUGCAGUCACUUCGCAUUUACCUCAAUAUGUCAUCAUUGUCCGAGUCUGAUAGUAUUGAGACAAGCAGUUAUCCAACCCCCGAUGAAUCUACGACAACAACUAUCACAUCACCUAGUGGAAGUGACAGAAAUGUAGGGAGAAACUCCGGGAUAGAUGGUGUGGGAACUACGGUGGGCUUGGUUUUAUCCAUAUUGGCCGAGGAGAUCGGUGUAAAUGUCAGAGAUCUCUCGAAUGCAGAUGGCCUGAGCGAACUUGGUCUAGAUUCCCUCCUGUCAAUCACAGCGCUUGGAAGAGUGCGUGAUGAGACGGACCUAGACCUCCCCAGUGAUUUCUUUCUCGAGCACUCGAGCGUUGCUGCGAUCACAGCGGCGCUACAUGCGAUAUUUGGAUCGACGGAGCAAGGUCCCGAGCAGAGUUUAAUUACCAGUCAUCCACCCGCUAUGUCAAUAAACCUCCAAGGCGACGAAGGUUGUCCACAAACACUUUUCCUCUUUCCUGAUGGGUCUGGGUCCUCCACAUCCUAUUCAGCGCUUCCCACCAUUUCCAAGGAUGUACGUGUAUAUGCCAUGGACUGCCCAUACCUAAAGCGGCCGAAUGAGCUCGCAAAAUGCCAACUCCAAGACCUCACCCCAGUCUAUGUGGCAGAGAUCCGUCGACGCCAGCUGCGAGGCCCAUACAGCCUCGGCGGUUGGUCUGCAGGCGGGAUUGCUGCAUAUGAAGCGGCACAGUAUCUCGUUGAUCAAGGUGAAAGGGUUGAGCGACUGAUAUUGAUAGACUCUCCGAACCCUAUGGGACUAGGGAAGUGCCCACCACACUUCUACCGCUUUCUUGAGGAAGCAGGAGUCUUCGGUGUCCACGGCGGACGGAAACCCCCGGCGUGGCUAUUGCAGCAUUUUCAAGCCUUCAAUGAUGUACUAAGCCAGUAUACACUGGAGCCCUUCCGCCCGGCUGACGCGACCCCCAAUACUACUCUCAUAUAUGCACAGGAUGGUGUAUGCAAGUCGCCAAGGGACCCUCGGCCGGAACGACAUCCGGGUGACCCAGAAGUCUUCUCUUGGCUGCUAGAGAACCGAGUGGAUAUGUCAUGCAACGGAUGGGAUCAACUGCUUGGGGAGGAUAACAUCCACUUAGGAACCGUAUUUGAUGCCAACCAUUUCACUAUAGUGCGAACUCCAGCGGUCGUUCGUCUGUCUGAAAUAGUGCGGAUGGCGAUGUCUCGGAAAUUCCAAUAG
This is a messenger RNA of Aspergillus oryzae RIB40, 6366 nucleotides long. Its product is annotated as type I polyketide synthase. The record is from RefSeq and is a predicted model, not a curated record. The coding region runs from base 1 to 6366 and encodes 2121 amino acids. Gene Ontology annotation, molecular function: 3-oxoacyl-[acyl-carrier-protein] synthase activity; phosphopantetheine binding; fatty acid synthase activity. The transcript has 3 exons. NCBI's taxonomy places the organism in Eukaryota, Fungi, Ascomycota, Eurotiomycetes, Eurotiales, Aspergillaceae. Gene Ontology annotation, biological process: secondary metabolite biosynthetic process; fatty acid biosynthetic process.